Messenger RNA from Stylonychia lemnae, 1593 nucleotides. The record is from the annotation of a GenBank genome assembly. NCBI's taxonomy places the organism in Eukaryota, Ciliophora, Spirotrichea, Sporadotrichida, Oxytrichidae.
AUGUUUUAUAUUACCUUCAAUGUACCAAACCCAUAAUUCAACCUCUUCGGCGUCUCUAAAAGUCAACUAGGUUUAGCCAAAAAAUAAGAUAAUGGGUCUAAUCACUCUAAAUCUAGCAAAAUUCUAAAUAUAUCCGAAAGUCAAGGUUAAACCAAUCAUCUCCAAAAAGGAAAAACUCUACGCGGGUAGAACAAUAGAGUAAAUGCUGCUGAAACCUUUAACAAAAAUAAUCUUUAAGAAUUAGAAGAACAUAUCUAAUUAGAAAAAAUAAUAAAGCAAGCAAUGGAGAAAUCCAAUAAUAACGGGCAAUCAUCUACAAACUCAGGAGCAAAGCAAAAGAAAUUCAAAUUUAUAGGAAUCUCAAAGAAAGAACUCAGAAAUUAUAGAAGCUAAGAGGUUAUAGGAAAAAUUAAAGAUGCUAAGGAUAGAAUAAAGAAGAAGUACGAAGACUAACUUAUGAGUCUCUCGAAGAAGGACUCUAUGAAUAGCGAGAUAGCAAUAACAACAAGCAGCAUACAUCAUCCUGUAACAGUUGCUCAUAUUCCUGGGGGCAUAGAUGUUGGAGUAUUUUUUGAGAAAAGAAAUGCUAAAAUCAAUGAACCAGUAGAGAACAUCUUCAAGUAACAAGAACACUAAAAAGAUUUUAAGAGUAAAUUUAGAUUACAGUCUCAAAAUCGAAACAAUAUAAAUAUAAGUUCCUCUAACGGCAGUAGCAGCCAGCCCUCUCUUAUCAGUAAUUAUAAGUUUCCUGGAGCAUAAAAUCUUAAUGUUCCUUAAUAACAAACUAAAUUUGGGGCAUUAAAAGAGAAAAAUAUGAAUUACUCAUAAAAUCAUGCUAAUAUUUAAGAGAGUGGCUAAAGUAACUUCCUAUAACUGAUAAGUAACAAUAAGCAUUUGGAGAAAAAAAUGAAAAAUGUAACUAUAACUGAGCCUUCCAUUAAUGACGAAGAUGCUGAAUUACCAAAGCAUCUAUAAGAUACUGAUCAAAUUAACCCUACUUAGAGGCCUAAAUUAAUAAGACCUUUAAAUCUAAACUUCAAAGUAUCAAGUUUCGAAGAAAAUAAUCUAAGCGUAAAUCCAAAUCAAAAUCCAGAGAAAAAAGAAAUAGUGUCUCAAAGAAGAGGAAGCAAACUUUUGCAACUUGCAUAACAAGAAUAAAGAUUGCUGCUUGCUACUCCUAAUGGAUUGGCCCCCCUCCCAUGCACUGAUGAGCCAAGAUCAGCAACUCUCAGGAAGUAUGAUUAAUAUAAAAGAAUGCAUGAAAUAUAAAAUAUUCCAUCGACUAGGAGAAACAGUUCAAUUUAUUUAAAAGAUACUGUAUAACUAAUACAUGAUGUUGUUGAUAAUAUCAAUAAAACAAACCAUGCUAUGCAAAUGAGUCCUGGAGAAGAGGGCAAUAAUAAGCAACUUGAACAAGAAUUAAGCAGAGUAUUCCACGAGAACAAGAACAAUAUGCAUACAGGAGAUGUGACUAUAGCAACUAAUAAACUUAAGAAAAGAUUCAAAAAAGAGACAGUACAAAAGUUUACAUCCAAGACCUUUGAUUUGGAAAAAAAUGAAAUAUAAGCCAAAAUAAAGCUACUGCAAAAAUGA